CGCCGUUGCUGUUUUACCGGGUGCGCGAAGCCGGCAAGUUGGAAACUCGUGUUGUUAAUCCAAAAUAGUGGAAAAUGCGUGCAAGUUGACAUAUUUCAUAUUUGCCUGUUGUGUUACGCAAGCGUAAAACCCAGCAUGGUUAUGAGAGUUCCAGCCUUUCCACGGCCUGCGCGGCCCCCGCGCCCAAUGUUCCGAGGAGUGAUGCCUCCACCGCCACCACCACCGCCCCCUGGUGGACCCUAUGGCCACUUCCCGCCAGGGCCGCCAUGCUUUGCUCCUGGGGGUAGGCCACCCAUGCCCCCUGGGGGACCAGGUGCCUUUCGCGGUGCGGACCACAUGAGGCCCAUGAGGCCCCCCCUGCGGGUGUUUGGGCCCCCUCCCCCUCCUCCGCCGCCACACUUCAUGCGAGGUCCCGGUGCCAUGCGCUCUCGCCCACUCUUCCGGCCGCCCAAGUUCAGCCCAUACCCCGUUGGGGUCAAAGUCAAGAAGGAGCCUCUCGAUGCUAGUGAUGCCAUUGCUGCCAACAGCACGGUGAACAACACCCAGAAGACCGGCUCUGAUGGCACGAAUUCAAUGCCAGUGAGUGACGGCACAUCCCAGACCACUGCAACAGCGAAUGGCACCACCACGAGCUCAUCUGCUGCAACCUCCAUCAAGGUUGAAGCAACUGCAGCCCCAACCACAAAUGCAAACAGUGGCAGCGGUGCGAGAAAUGGCCUGGCUGCAGCGAUUGAGGCGGCCAAGCGGGACGGCAUUCCAGUGGAGAUGAUCCAGGCGCUGUACUGCAAGCUGUGCGAUGCCAAGCUCAACGGUAGCCUUCAGGCGACGGCCCACUACGUUGGCAAAAGCCACGCCAAGCGAGUCAAGCAGUACCAGCAGGGCCAGGGCCGCGUGGGGCAGCAGCGGCUUAAUGCCGCCACAGCAGCUGGCGGAGAUGCCAGCAAGGGAGCAGCAACGGAAGGAGGCAAGCGGCCGGUGCCAGAUACCUUGGAGAAGUUCUGCAAGCUCUGUGAUGUGGCGUUUACCUCGGAGAUCCAGGCAAAACAGCACUAUGACGGACGCAACCAUCAGAGGCGAAUGCGGGGAGAGCCGCCUCUUCCCAAGGGCUUCUAUAACCCAGCCACCGGACGUUGGCAGAGGCAACCGCCUCCAGGAAUGGCCAUCAAGCCCCCAACACCAAAAAAGCCGCCAACCACUGGGAACCAGUUCUACUGUGAGCCAUGCCGCUCUUCGCUGACCUCUGAGCAGCAGCUGCAGUCACACCUGCAGGGGGCCAAGCACAAGGCACGCGUGGGCGGCCUGUCCACUGCAGUCACAGCGCAGGUGGUGACGGCGAACGCUGCGGCAGCCAUGGCUGUGGCUACGGCUACAGGCACCACGUCCAGUGCUGGAGGCCGGCCCUCCCAGCUACCACAGCCAUACGUGGCCUUUGUGCCUGGGCCCACCAUGACCUGUGGAACUGAAUUUUGCUAUGUUCAACCUUGCAAGGCACAAGGAAAACGCUUCAUGGUACCUGUUAAAUCUGUGGCCGAUGGGUCCAUCGGCAAUCUGGGUGACUGCAGGUUCCCAGCGUUGUCACCUCAAAACUCAACCAACAGCGUCCCUCUUGGAAGUUGGUACAUCUGUCCAUACUGUUCUAAUUACUUCAGUCCCAUUACUACUAGCCAGCUUGGUUGUGUCGUGUGUCUACAGCAGCAGCAUCCGUGCUCAUUGACCCUCUCACAUUUGGACACACAUUGGCGGUGAAUGCCACCUGUUGGUUCUUCAGUGGCAACCACUGCUGACAGUCCCACGGCCCUCAAAGCAGUGUGGUAGUCAUGUGUAAAGAAAGCAUGGGUAAUAAUCAUUGAAACUCACACCCAUGAGCAUGUUUGUGGCUUCCACUUUUUGUUUUAAGAAAUUUAUUCUGUUGUGAUCUCUUUGUUGUCUCUCACUUCAAGCAAAGAGAGACUGCGCCAUGUUUUUUGUUAAGGUGUCUAUGAGCAGCCCUCACUGAGGUAAAAGCAUUCAGCAUGAGCAUCAGUUGUGGAAGAGGCUUUUAGAGUUGGGGUGAGGGGGUAUGUUUACUGCGAGUUGUUUUUGCUGUUUCUGCUGGCUGGUUCGAAGCAGUUGCGUGUCAGCACCUUGCUUGCUGGAGAUGAGUGCUUCAUGUUUUGCCCAAAGAUAAUUGCCUGCCUGGGAUAGCGACUUUAUAUUGAUCGCAAAUGUGGUUUUUGUUCUGGCAUUAAUCGUGGCGUUUUGUGGUUUUUGAGCAAUUGAAGUUGGUUGACAUUUUGCUAUAUUUUCAUCAUUGGGAUUGGUUGUUGAGGACACUUUGUAAGAGUAUCUUUCAGUAUCCAUCUUUUUUUUUUUUUUUUCAAGCAUUCUUUCAACCAUUCAAUCUAAUAUACCAAAAACUUGCUUUUAUCAUCUAUACAUGGACCAUCACAUCUAGCCGGUUGUGUAUGUGGGCAUUCUUUCUAAGUGCAGCAUCAUUCUAUGGAUUUGCUUGGUGGGAGCAGCGUUAUUGAUUUGCCAGAAUAAAGAGGUGAUUAAUGAUCACACUGCAUUCUAGUUGUUGUAUAAGCGUCAUAUCUUUGUCUCUCUGUACUCUACUCUUCGGGGAGCUUAUUUUUUUAUGAGUGAAUGAGAUUGUGUGGAUGUCUUAUCUCUGAGUGAACCAUAAGAUUAAAUGCUUUCUUUUGUUUAUUCCUGAUGUUUAUAAUUUUUUAUGCUGGCAUUACAUCGGGGAAUGUUAUUGUGUGUCGGGGGCGUAUGUGCAGGUUUUGUUGCUUUGAACGCAGAUUUAACUGUGUUGGACUAGAGUGGCUUGUUUUGUAGAAAGCUCAGCUUGCUGUUUUUAUGGGUUAAUUUCAGUCUGAUAAGCAUGCGAAUGCAUGGUGUAGUCUGCUGCAUAGCGUGCUGGGUUGAAUUGCAGCAGCAGUAUAUGUAUACAUACAAUGUUCACUUAGCUGCUGAUCUGAUGUAGAGCUGUCUGUCUAGUUCCUGGCCCAUUAUCUUCACUGCAGCGGCAUCUUCUGGUCAUAUUUUAGCAUGGCACCACGGUGUUAGAUGUGUUGCGGUGCAACAUGUUUUAAGGCAUUAUUGCUAUUAUUAUUUUUAACCUUUUCAAAUCGUGAAGUGCAAAUUUGUGGUGUUCCAUCGUGUAUACUCUUUCCCCGUUUGAAAGGCAUGGAUUGCCAGAGCUUUUAUGGAAAAUUUUUUUCCUCGGUGUUUGGAUUGGGUUUUGCUGUUCUGUGAUAAGUGUAGUGAUGAGCUUGUACACAGCAAACGGGGCUUCUUAGCUCUUCAAUGUCUGCAUCUGCAGACUACCUGUACGAACACUUUUUUUAUUUGCGUGGGCUCUGGGAGACUUGUUGUGUUAGCCGUCUUGUGUGGCACGCUGAAUUAGGCUGGCAGGAAAUAAACAGUAAGCUGCCAUAUUCCUAAAAUAUAGGAACCUCUCCCCUUUUAGCAUACUUGCUUUGCAGUCAAAUCGCAGUGCUGUUGAAAAGUAUUGUCCAAAGAAUGCACAAAAAAUUGCAUAUACGUGUCAUCAUUGAGAAUUGCUGCCUGCAUCUUUACAAUGCAUGCUGAAUGGCACCGAAACUGAGGGAUCACGUGAACUUGUCAAGUGGAAGCCACAGUACCGGGUGUUUCGGGGAAGGCUUUCAGUGGUUACUGAACACUGUGGAGCAGAGCUUAACUUUGUUGGCUACAAUUCAUUUGUGGUUAUGAGCGUCGGGGUUUACGCAGCAAUCAAUGAUCGGUCAGUUAAAUAAUAAUAAAGGUUAUUGAGUCAACUCUAGUGGUCAAGUGUACAUGAAUGUUGUUAUUGCAAAAUUAAUGCCAGUCAGAUUGCAAAGCAUACCCGUUUGUGAGAAGCCUUGUGACUAGCACCAGAUUUAAGAAAUACAGUAAAACCCUAUCAACUCUGAGCUGUAAAAACAGGCAAAAAUUUUGAGUAAGUGGGUUUCAAGAUAAGCAACAUCACAAAAAUCACAUGACGACAACUGUGUUCAUGGCUGACAUGUUUGCAGCAUCGCACACGCAGUUAAUGCCUGAAGCACCACGCGGCGUCCGAAAUUAGUUAUUGCUGUUAUCCCUUGGUGCUAGGGGCUGGUGGCAGUGCUGCAGGAAUUGUGCAGGUUGUAAAAUAAGGCAUUUGAAAAAUCAAGCAGUGACUGUAUUUGACAUUUGGUACCAGAAUAUAUAUUAUGAUACACGUGCAAACAAAAAUUUGCUUCGCUCUUACCAAUACUGUGUUGAAUCCUGCAUUUUCAGUUUCAUUAUAGCAGUAGAAUAUUCCAUUGAAAGAAAGGAUGACCAACCAAAUUUUAUGUUUACUUUGUUAUAUUCGAUAAUUCGUUAUAUCUGUGUUCAUUAUAUUUAAGGUUCGACAUUUCUCGACGGGCCUGUGGUCUCACAUGACAAUUGCCUGCACAAAGCUGCAAGAAUCUACUGCAUGGCAUUAUACAGGGCUAUUGGAAAGUUAGAGAAAAAGGAAUACCUUCAUGAUUCAAGAACUACAGACCAUAGCAAGAUGCAGUGUUUCAGGUGAAUACGCAGGAAAGCAGAAAUUCCUUUCCAUAAAACAUUUUAUAGGCAGAGUAGUUGCCAUUCAGGGUUCGUAGUGGUCCUUGAAACCCUUGAAAAACCUUAAAUGUGAAACUCAUUUUCAAGGCCUUGAAUGCUCUCAAAUUUUAGAGAGAGCUUAAAAAUCCUUGAAUUUUGCCUUUUUCUAGGCUUAUAAGGCUUUAUUUGUGUAUCUGACCGAGGUUUUUGCAAGCCAGGAGUUGAGGGAACCUGAUUUCAUCUUUAUGGUAGGAAGCCAAAUCUUGUUUGUGGUGGCUAGUGAUGGAUAGUUAAUGCGCAAAAGUCUUAGCGAGCACCUUUUCUUUCAUUCCUUGUGCGAUUAAAAAAAAAAAAAGCUUAUUGUUGGAGGCAGGGUUUUGUUCUCAAGGUGUUUGGCAGCACAAUGCUUUUAUCCUUAAUUGCUUUCCAAUGGCCUCAGAAGUAAUUAAAAACCCUUCAAUUUUUUUCCUGCGAAGGCUUCUACAAACCUAGUUAUGUUUGCAACAAUGGGUGACGCUUGGGUUCGGUCGCAAGGGCAACACCGUUUGGUGACAAAUGCAGCUUAUGGCUAUGGACGUUUUUGUUCUGAAAAACAAAAUCUGCAUUUUGCGAUGCAGUUGUGUGAAAACUGCAGCUUGCUAGGGUCUAUACAUAUGGGCAAUACUGUGCUCGAAUUAUUAAUUAAGUUUUUUUUUUGUGCUUCACUGUAAAUAUCUGAGCAAAUGAGCCCCGUUUGCCUUACGAGCUCAAGAGUGAGUAAAGAUGCUUGUUAUGUGAUAUGAACAGGGGUUAUGGUGUGCAUGAAGAGCUUAUAGAGCCGCAGGUGUAUGGGAGCUGGUCUUGCUUGCUGCUGGUCUCAGUCGUUGGAACUGUGUGCCGUUUUUCUGCAGACAUGUAUAAAGAGUUUAAUCAUAGCAUUGUACGCAUAUUGUCCUUAGCAUAUCGUUUUUUGCCUGUGUACUUUACUAUGUGUGUUGCUACCCAUAGGGCGAGGUGGAUCUCUUGAUAUCGGUAACUAUUUGUGAUGCAUUUUUGACAUGUUAACAGUAAAAUAGUGUGUCUGUGUGAGUUGAUAGGUGUGUUCAUAUAAUGCGUGAAAGUGCAUGAGGAUAAGGGCUGUAUAUGUUUUGGUUGUUAUUUGCUGGUACUGUUGAGAGAGUCAUUUUGUACCUGCUGGGUAAGAAGUGUAAAACAAAAGCUGAAGACAAUUUGGUGCUUCUGUACGCUACUUUUGGCUAGUUGCCAUGCUCUUUUACUUGCCUUUGUUGUUCAAUGUUGGCAAAUUUACCAGCCGAAACUGACUUAAUCGUUUUUUUUUUUUUCAAAUUCAUUGUCUCUCAAGAAUCAGGGAAGAACAUAAAACCGUCGUUGCCGCUUUGCCGAGCUCCAAGAGACCUUUUGGUAACGACUUUUAUUUGGAGUUGCAAUUGCUGGAUUCAUUAACACCUUCUCUAGCAGUAAUUAAGCUGGCACUUUUUGCCACUUCAAGCAAGCUGCACUUUCAUAGGGAGAGACUCCUCAGCAGAGGUAGAGAUAGCUUGCACAGUUACAUUGACGGUUAGAGCAGAGUGGGUGGUCUAACGAAGUGAAGUAGUCACAAGAAUUGCAAAUUUGCCCAACUGGGCACGUAAAGAGCAUUGCAGUUAGUCAUCGAGAUGAUGUUACUCUUUGAACCAUAAUGUUGGAACCUAGUCUUGCAUUGUGCUUUCGAUAGACUAAUCUCACGGUGGAGUCGCACUGCGCCACUGCUGCAGUGAAGAAUGCUGGCAGCAAAAGGUAGCGAUCAUGGUUAACCUCUCUGCCUUUCGUUCUCUCCCUCUUGGGUGGUAUUCUCAUUUGUUCACUUUGAGAUGCAAUCAUUUUUCUGAAAUCUGCAAAAUUCAUGUGGACUUGCAUUGGUUAUGUUGACAUUGAAGGGUGACAUCAUGGGACAGUGGCAAGCAAGCUGUCUUAGCACAGUGCUAAGAAUGCUGUCACUCAUAGAAGCAAUGUGCAAAAAAAAUUGGCCACCAUCCCCCCUGCGAACGUGAAUGUCCAGCGAAGCUGUAUCAAACACCACACAUGGUUUAGCAUUGUAUUCACGCUGCUCUUCUGGUGUCUUAAUUUGGGUGGUCUACCCAUGGCAGUCGUAGAAUAAACUGAAUUAGUUGCUACAUGGGUCUCCCUUUUAUAUAUGAAGGCGUGGUGACGUCACUAAGUAUAUAUAUACUUACAUACAGCAUAUAUAUAUAGUAUAUGCUGUAUGCCUUAUUGCAACGAGAGAUAUGCCGUUUGCCUUCAAUUGACCAACGAGAAUUAUACAGCUUCGCUGCAAAAUGAUGGUGUCCUGGAAAGGGAACGAUUGAGAAUACUGCCUUAGAAUUGCACAGCUGGAGCAUGGUUGAGAGGACUCGCUUGCACGAAAAUAAUCCCUUCCCCUCUCUUAUUGAAACAACAAAAUAAAAUUAAAUAGUAUAUUCUUGUGACACAGUGGACCCAACAUUCCUUUAGCCUAAGUACAGCAGAAACGCGGAGAUGACUACUGCUGUCGUAACACAAGCCAAGCAGAUGCGCAUGCCCUCUAAACCUGAUGAGAUCGGUCUAUGACUAGCUAUCUAUUUUUUAUGCCCCCUCUGUAUUUUGAAUAACAAAGAAAGAAAGCAAUGCUUUGAAGAGUACGGUUGUUGCACUGUAGUGAGUCUGCAUAGCUCUUGCAUCCAUCUUUAAAGGGGCCCUGAACCACUUGUUAUCGAAGUUGAGAAAUACAUUUGUAGUGAAAGUACGCUAUUUCAGAAAUACUUCGCCGCAAAAAUUACUUGAAUGCGUUCAGCAGAAGUGAAGUUAUUGGCAAUCAAACACUGCCUCCUCUGUGCUCCCCUUCCUUCCUCAAUGCCUUGCGCUGCGAAGGCUGCGGCGCAGUGGGGCAGGGCCACAACGCUCCGCCUUCGGAAUGUCACCGUGGCGCGCAGUUCAAAUUUAAUUUUGGAUGUUAACGUAGACACCACAACUUCUGAUUUUGGUGCUUACGACGUGCUAAACGUAAGCCAAACGCGGUUGUCCUCGGUGAGUUAACGUAGACGCCACGACUUACGAUUUUGGUGCCUACGAUGCACUAACAUUAGCCAAAUGCGGUUGUCCUCAGUGAGCCGCAGUGCGCUUAGCCAGUGGAGUCGUGGUGGCCCGGCCCCCUGCGGUGUAGCCAACCGCAGCGACCAAUGGCAGCCGCGUAUUUGAACGUGCUUUAUUACGUAAUAAUGCACACAGAAGAGAGUGAGGAUCAUGGCUUCUGUUGAAACAAAUUGAAACGAGAGCGUUUGAGAGAAAGAUGACUUUGAGCUCUGCUUGCGAGCUCCAUGCAGUGCUUACGACAGCUAAACUUGGCUGACAUGUUCACAGCAACGUAUGCUACCCGAGGACUAUGUUAUUUCACCAAGCCCGAGGGGUGGUUCAGGGCCCCUUUAAUGCAGCUGUGAAGUGAAAAAACAUUUACAUAUUAAUGAGUUUGCCUUGAUGCAGGUCGAUGCUCUGUGCAUACGUUGGAAGAGCUGAAAGUACAGUCAACAAAAAUGUUAUAUUCCCAUACAACAUCAUGUAGAUGUACUUUGGCAUGACUUGGAGAGUCAUUGUAAGGCUCUUUUUGGAGCACACAAGGUCCUAAAUGAAAAGCUUGUUCAAUAAGGAAAUUUUAUUAUGGAAAUGUUCGGUAUUUCAUGUAUUGGUGCAGUCUGCUUUCACUGGAUAAGAUGCUAUCAAAAUAGAAAUAAGGAGUUUGCAGAAAUAAGGUAUGUGCAUCACUUGGUGACUAUCCAUCAAAGAAAGCCAGUCCACUUUGUUUAAGAGCGACAUGCUGGCUCCCAUACUUUUUUGUUUUGGUCGACUGCCUUGCUAGUAUGUGCAGACAAUCACGACCGACAAAUUCGCUUCCAUUUUUUUAUACAAUAUGCUGUACUUCUUAAAAGUUGUACUUUUGAAUAUAGGGUGAGUGGGUUGGUAGAAGUAACUGCAGUCUGUCAGAUUUGUAUUUCCCCCGCUGCUACGCAUCUCGUGCGUAGCAGUACCUUAGAUUAAUGUAAGCGAUAUUAUAGAGACAUUGGUAGUUUUGAAAAACAGGCAAAUGGAAUCAAUUAAGGGGCACACAGGCACUAUGAGACUGAAGCUUUUCACGAAAAUCAUCACCGUCAAUCUUGGGAACAUUUUCAAUCGGCACUUUGCCGUUUCAGCCCACCAGAACUCGACAAAACCAUUCACUGUAGGAUGUUGAAUGGGAAUGGACCUUCUGUGGUACGAGUUCUGGUUUUUAGAUUAUGUACAAUUAGUGAGUGCAGGAAAAUGAUAACUUCAUUAGUGUCUUGCCGAGCACUACUUCAAAAUAGUUCAACAUAGUGUUCAGGGACUGUUGACGCUCAUAAGGGCAUGGGGCUAAGCUAGGUUGUGUAAUACCACGAAGUCUUGUUCUGAAUAAAAAAAAAAAAAAAGCCAGUGAAUGAAAUUCAUUCUGCAAGCUUUAAAAAAAAAAAAGGGUCCUGUAAACUGCAUUUCUAGGUUAACAAGUGAAAUUGAGCGCCGUUUGCUCAAGUCCGAGUUCCAAGUUCAGAUCGCGGCAUUAUGUGAGGGUUUUCACGAAGGGUGAUACGUGUUUACUUGUACAAGUAAAACUAGGCCUCAUGUAUUGAAAGUUGAGGCAAGCCACUUUUGACUGUUAUGGAUUGUUUGUGUCAUUGUUGUGUGAGUCAGCCAUUUUGUGAGAUUUGAAGCAUUUGAGGGCUGAGAUGCCAAUGUUAGCCUACUCUAUUUAGCCUAUUUCACACGCUCUGCUUGGGAGGACUUUUGGAUUAGGCAAACAUUUAGAGAAGGUACUGACAUGGACUUGUGGAAUGCUGCUGGUGCUUGUGACAUUGAGAAGAGAGUCUGCACGUUUUCUCUUGGUUAUUACGUGAGAUGAGUCUUGUCUUUGGCUGCUAAGCGUAGUGCAUCAGGGGAUGUUGGACAUGUUGUCAUUGUUACUGAAGGCAGUGCGGUUCUGUAGUGGAAGGUGGGACUUUGUGCUGAUAUUUGGGCUGAUAAAGUAAUGAUUCCUUUAGCUUGAUUCUAUCCCUUAUACACUGCUCACCACUGGUGAGUUCUGCUAAUAAAGUGUGGGUUUCGGUUAUUUGGUAACUUGUGUUAACAGAUUAACAGUGUAAGCGAAAGACGCAGGACAAAGAAACGGUGGCACAUAUCAUGUGUGUGUGCUUUUCUUUUUUUCAUAUUUUGCUUGUGCUGUGAAUCUGUUACUGGUGAUAAUGUAGGCAUAGCACCGCUUGGAAAAUGAGAAGGAUUGAUAUUGGAAUUAUUACAGUAUCCUGGCCUGAACAGUGAUGGAACAUGAUGAUGUGCUUGAUUUGUUAAUAGAAAAGUUGUCAUGGUAUGGCAUUGACACCACUGUAACUAAUUGGAUAAAAAAUUAUCUGCAGCUUAGACGUAUGAGGGUUGUUAUUAACGGAGAGAAAUCGGGUGAGGCUGACGUGACGUCGGGAGUACCACAAGGGUCGGUGCUUGGCCCACUGCUCUUUUUGAUGUAUGUUAAUGACAUUGUUGAGAAUAUUAACUGUACUGCGCGCAUGUUCGCAGAUGACUGCGUAUUGUACAGGGUUAUUAAUAACUUAAAUGAUUGCACAAUAUUGCAAGGUGACAUCGACAGGAUUACACGGUGGUGUUCAACAUGGCAUAUGAACCUUAAUGUAAAAAAAAAAAAACAGUGCACAUGUGUUUCUCUAAAAAGAAAAAGAAACAAUUUCAGUCUAAUUAUAAUAUUAAUGGGACGCAACUGUUGACUGUGUCAGAAUUUAAAUAUUUGGGUGUGUAUUUCACCACUGAUUUAUCUUGGACACGUCACAUUGAUCAUAUUACUGCCAAAGCAUAUCGUGUGCUAGGAUUUAUGAAAAGAAACGAAACAGUUUCCAAUCAAAGCAAAGGCUCUACUCUAUCUUUCUAGUGUCCGAUCAAUACUUGAAUAUGCCAGCACGGUUUGGGAUCCUUGGACACGAACAAACAUAGACAAACUGGAAAGAGUGCAGAGUUGGGCUGUGCGCUUUGUAUUUAAAAAUUACACAAGGAAUUUUAGUGUAACAGAGGCCAAAAAGAAAAUUGGUGGGACAUGCUGCAAAAACGACGUUUAAUUCAUAGAUUAAAACUGUUCCAGGAUAUUUUUCAUCCCAGAACAGGUAUUAAUCGCAUGAACAAAUACAUUUGCCCGACUCUGUGUCUAUGAGAAUUGAUCAUGAACUCAAAGUGAAAGAAACUUCAUGUAAAACUAACGUGUUUAGCAAGUCCUUUUUUCCCAAUACAAUCCGUGAAUGGAAUCGGUUACCACGUGAUGUUGUGAACAUAACUUCAAAUGACAUGUUUGUACAGACGCUUCAUGAUGCAAUAGUAUAGUAAUGAACAUGUUGGGUGUUUUAUCCUAUGUUGCCUGUAUUGUGUUUUUCUUUUUUUUUUUUUUGUUAGGUAAUCCCCCCCCACUGUAAUGCCUAUUGAAGGCACUGUGGGUACUCUGGUAAAUAAAAAUAAAUAAAAUAAAUUAAGCAUUGCCUAAUGUUGCUUAAGGGUUUCUUGCUUUUUGAGCCUUGCGGAGAGAGUGAAAGGUGAAAGGAAAGACGUGGAGGUUAACUAAACUCACAAUUAUAGAUUUUGUUCAUUUGUCUGCCCUUCCCAUACGUAAGGAAGCUGGAAUGCAGCAGAGAGAAGUGGCAGGCUGGUGAGCCUAGCGGAAUUGUGGAAACUUCUGUGGAGUGUGGUAUGAUAUUGCCUUGUUUUUGUUACAGUGUAAGUACACUUUUUGCAGUGGUGAUACUGCAAAAUUGGUACUUGCGAAGUGGUGGUACUUGAUAGAUUUACCUAACUGUGCUGUUGUCACAGCAGAGGACAAGCUCUGCACCAUGCUGCGUUUCACAUGUCCGUGACUGUGCCUAGGCGUGCGUUUUGGUUAAGCAGGCGUAAGCUAUAUAGAAUCUUUAACACAAGAGGACCAGGACCACUAUUUCGAGUAUAUGUGCUGUGGGCCACUUUUCAAAACACCUGAGCGUGUUUGAAUAAAAAGCAGGUUAUUCUCUGGCUCUUGCAGAAAAGUAUUUUUCCAACCCCCUGUCUGGGCAGAUUGUGUGCUUGUAGUGCUUUUCUCACUCUGCCAACCCGUCACAAAGAGUUUUCAAAGUAUAUCGGCAUUGUCGGUGUUCUGCAAUCUAUAUAUUUAGAGCUUAGCGGAAUAUGUCCUUGUUCCAGACUUGCUUAAUCUUUUAAAGGGGCUCCGACGCCCCUCUUUGACCGACAACCAUAGACAUUGCAGAAAUGGUUGGAGGUAGCAUGUGAAAACAUACUGAAAGAGUUGUCGCAAGUUGUUGGGUACGGAGUGUUUUGCUCGUGUCAGAACAACGUUCCGUGAACUCUGGAACUAUGAGUCAUCCACCACCUUCCAUUUUUCAUAAUUUUUGUCUAUUUUUCCUGCACUACACAUUUCUGCAUACCUGUGGUGUGCACACGUGUCUUUUCCUCUUCUAGGCUCUUGCAAAGUGAUGUUAUGUGUGAUGUGAAUGUACGUUGCUGCAUUCCGUUUACUCGGAGGGGGAGGGAGGGGGGUAAUGCUUGGCUGGGUAUUUAAGUGGCUCGGAGCCCCUUUAGUGUGCUGCUAUAUAGUGGAUGCUGUCGGAAUUAUUUGCGGCCUUCAAAUAAUAUUUGACUGGUUUUGUGAAGUGACUUGGCACUUCCAUUGCACCCUUCUUUUUUUUUUUUUAUUCUGAUCCUGCCAGGCUUCACUGCUGCAGUCACUGAUCCUGCGUCUCCAUGCAGGAUUAUGAUUGAUCAUACUGCAGCUGCAGUCUAGGCUUCAUAUGUGUGGUUUUUGAAGCGUUUGCACCAUUGUUUGUUAGCACUUAUGCGAUCACUUUUCUUGAAUGCUGUGCCGCAACGUUCAGUGUGCUGAUGCUGGCCAUAGUGCAUUUGGCAAAGUGAAGUUGACUCACUGUAUUGUUUUCUUUGUUCACAAGAAUAAAAAACGAGGAAAGAUA
This is a messenger RNA of Dermacentor silvarum, 12575 nucleotides long. Its product is annotated as zinc finger matrin-type protein 3. Lineage: Eukaryota; Metazoa; Arthropoda; Arachnida; Ixodida; Ixodidae. The record is from RefSeq and is a predicted model, not a curated record. Bases 136 to 1746 code for a protein of 536 amino acids. The transcript has 7 exons. Gene Ontology annotation, molecular function: zinc ion binding; nucleic acid binding.